AUGCAGGACGACGGCUUUGAGGCUCUUCUGGAGCCUUUCUACAACGGGAAGAAGCUCACCGACCCUAUCUCGACAAAGGAAGACAAAUUCCAACUGUUGCCUGCCUUUCUCAAGGUCAAGGGUCUCGUCAAGCAACAUAUCGAUUCGUACAACUUCUUUGUCGAAAAUGAGAUCAAGGAGAUUGUCCGCGCCAACCGCAUCAUCCGGAGUGAUGUCAAUAGCUCCUUCUGGCUCGAGUUCACUGAUAUCAGAGUCGAACGACCCAGUCGGGUUGACUUCAACGAUAUCAGAGCUCAAAAUGAGGUCAGCCCAAUGGAGUGUCGCCUGCGCGACAUGACCUACGCCGCGCCCAUCAUGGUCGACAUCGCCUACAUCCGCGACAAGUCCAAGAUUGUGCGCAAGAAUGUCCCGCUUGGCCGCCUGCCCGUCAUGUUGAAGAGCUCCAUCUGCAGACUCGGCGGUGCCAACAACGCGGAGAUGUCGCGUAUGAAUGAGUGUCCCUUGGACCCCGGCGGGUACUUCAUCAUCAACGGCACGGAAAAGGUCAUUCUCAUCCAGGAGCAGCUCAGCAAGAACCGUGUCAUUGUCGAAGCCGACGAGAAGAACAGCGUCAUCACGGCCUCCGUCACCAGUUCCACCCAUGAGCGCAAGUCCAAGACGUACGUGACGCUCAAGAAGGACCGGAUUCUUUUGACGGCCAAUAUCUUGGUCGAAGGCAUCCCCAUCGUCAUCAUCCUGAAGGCCCUGGGCGGUCUGACAGAUUACGAAAUCAUGCAACUCGUUGCUGGCGACAACGGGAAAUACCAGGACGAGUUUCUUGUCCAGUUCGAGGAAGCAACCAAGGUCGGCGUCUACACUCAGCAGCAGGCAUUGGAAUACAUCGGCGCGAGAGUCAAGAUGGGCAAGAGUAGAGUCCCUUUUGCUGCACAGGUCCGACGCAACCACGUCGAGGAGGCCUUGGACGCCUUGGCAAACCUCAUCAUCGCUCACGUCCCUAUUGAGGGUCUGGACUUUUACCCCAAGGCAGUCUACGUUGCGUUCAUGACACGACGCGUUCUCAUGGCGCAACAAGACCCUAGCCUGGUCGACGACCGUGAUUUCGUCGGAAACAAGCGUCUCGAGUUGGCCGGUCAGCUUCUCUCCCUGCUUUUUGAGGAUUUGUUCAAACAAUUCUGCGGCAACGUCAAGAGCAGCAUCGACAAGGUCCUCAAGAAGGAUAACCGAGCCGUUCCCCUCGAUGCCGUCAAUAUGAUCAGUAACCACGCCAACAUGAUCGGACAGGGCAUUAACCGAGCCAUCCAGACGGGCAACUGGACCGUCAAGCGUUUCAAUAUGAACCGAGCCGGUGUCACGCACGUCCUGAGUCGCCUCAGCUACAUCAGCGCCCUCGGUAUGAUGACGCGAAUCAGUUCCCAGUUCGAAAAAACGCGCAAAGUCAGUGGUCCUCGUGCGCUUCAACCAUCGCAAUGGGGUAUGCUGUGUACUUCAGAUACGCCCGAAGGUGAAGCCUGCGGUUUGGUCAAGAACUUAGCGCUCAUGACACAUAUCACAACCAACGUCGAGGAAGCACCCGUCAAGAGAUGGGUCUUCACCCUGGACGCUGGCGUCGAACCCAUCCGAAAUUUCUCGGGCGGCGAGAUGCACCGCGAGACCUCAUACGUCAUUCAUAUCAACGGAACACCUUUUGCACUGACCCGAUACCCAAAGCGAUUCGCCGGCAAGUUUAGAACGAUGCGAAGACGCGGCUGGAUCUCCCCUUUCGUCAGCAUCCACAUCAACAACCAUUUCAACGCCGUCCACAUCGCAACUGAUGAGGGGCGCAUUUGCCGACCUUACAUUAUUGUGAAAAACGGCAAACCCAAGCUCAAAGCUGAGCACCUGCGGCUUCUGCAGCUUGGCAAGGCCACUUUUGACGACUUUUUGACUCAUGGCAUCGUUGAGUACCUCGAUGUCAACGAAGAGAACGACACGCUUGUGGCUCUCUACGAGAAGGACGUCACCCCCCUCACUACCCACAUGGAGAUCGAGCCCUUCACCGUUCUUGGUGCAGUGGCCGGUCUCAUUCCUUUCCCUCACCACAACCAGUCGCCUCGAAACACCUACCAGUGUGCCAUGGGUAAGCAAGCCAUCGGCGCAAUCGCAUACAACCAGUUCAACCGCAUCGAUACCUUGCUGUACACGCUUGUUUACCCGCAGAGGCCAAUGGUCAUUUCCAAGACGAUCCAGCUCGUCAACUACGACAAACUGCCGGCCGGACAGAACGCGACGGUCAUUGUCAUGUCGUACUCCGGAUACGAUAUUGAGGACGCGCUGGUGCUGAACAAGGCAUCCUGCGAUCGCGGUUUCGGACGUUGCCAGGUAUUCCGCAAAUACACGGCCGAGUUGCAAAAGUACCCGAAUGGUCGGCGAGAGCGGAUCGGAGACCCCGUCAACGACGAAAACGGAAGAACAACCAAGCAUGAAGCGCUGGAUGAUGACGGUCUGGCCAUUGUGGGCUACAAGGUCAACUCGGGCGAGGUCAUGAUCAAGAAGGAGACGCCGCUGGAUACGGGAUCCACGGGCAUCGGCAUGGACCGCGGACCCAGCGAGUUCCGCGACUCUUCAAUCUCGUACAGGAUCGCGGACCCCGCAUACAUCGACAAGGUCAUGGUAUCCCACACGGAGAGGGAAACGAUGGUGGUCAAGGUUCAAACACGGCAGACAAGAAGACCCGAGCUCGGCGACAAGUUUUCAUCCCGUCACGGUCAGAAGGGUGUCGUCGGCAUCAUCGUCGACCAGGAAGAUCUGCCGUUCUCGGACACUGGUCUGGUCCCCGAUAUCAUCAUGAACCCUCACGGUUUCCCUUCUCGAAUGACUGUUGGCAAGCUGCUCGAGUGCUUGACCGGAAAGGCCUCGGUGUUGGAUGGACGGAAGGACUACGGUUUCGGCGACGCCUUCCGCUCUCAUCCUUUGGAGCAGAUGAGCGCUGCGCUGGUCGAUCACGGCUUUUCGUGGGAGGGCAAGGACUACUUCACUUCGGGCAUCACCGGAGAGCCGUUGGAGGCCUACAUUUUCAACGGGCCCAUCUACUACCAGCGGCUGAAGCACAUGGUCCAAGACAAGAUGCACUCUCGUUCCCGGGGUCCCAGGGCCAUCCUCACACGCCAACCGACGGAAGGUCGAUCCCGCGACGGUGGUCUCCGUCUGGGUGAGAUGGAGCGUGAUUGUUUGAUCGCGUACGGAGCGUCCCAGCUGCUUUUGGAGCGUCUCAUGAUCAGCUCCGACGGAACGCAAAUCGACAUUUGUCAGCAGUGCGGUUUGUUCGGUUACAAGGGCUACUGCCACACGUGCAAGAGCACCAGGGAGGUGACACAGAUGACGAUGCCGUACGCCGCCAAGCUUCUCGUGCAAGAACUCAUCAGCAUGAACGUCGGCGUGAGGCUGCAGCUUGAGGACGAGUUCCCCCAUCCGAGAUGA
This is a messenger RNA of Colletotrichum higginsianum IMI 349063, 3456 nucleotides long. RefSeq names its product DNA-directed RNA polymerase. Gene Ontology annotation, cellular component: RNA polymerase III complex. The transcript has 2 exons. The record is from RefSeq and is a predicted model, not a curated record. NCBI's taxonomy places the organism in Eukaryota, Fungi, Ascomycota, Sordariomycetes, Glomerellales, Glomerellaceae. Bases 1 to 3456 code for a protein of 1151 amino acids. Gene Ontology annotation, molecular function: DNA binding; DNA-directed RNA polymerase activity; ribonucleoside binding. Gene Ontology annotation, biological process: DNA-templated transcription.